Cyprinodon variegatus (sheepshead minnow) is the source of this 3670-nucleotide messenger RNA. It is a transcript of the gene amer2, whose product is annotated as APC membrane recruitment protein 2. Gene Ontology annotation, molecular function: phosphatidylinositol-4,5-bisphosphate binding; beta-catenin binding. Bases 199 to 2277 code for a protein of 692 amino acids. Gene Ontology annotation, cellular component: plasma membrane. Lineage: Eukaryota; Metazoa; Chordata; Actinopteri; Cyprinodontiformes; Cyprinodontidae. The record is from RefSeq and is a predicted model, not a curated record. The transcript has a single exon. Gene Ontology annotation, biological process: regulation of canonical Wnt signaling pathway.
GAGAGAUGAGAGGAAGGGAGGGAGGCAGAGAAAACCAGCAGGAAGGCGUUAAAGCAAGCCAGAGUGGGAGUGAAGGACCACCAGUUAUUAGGGUGGAAGGUAGAAGAAAGAACUUGUGUGUCUGAAGGGGAAAGGACAUAAAGACAGUCAGAGAAACUAGAGAGAAACAAUCGUGUGGGAGCAACAAAGUGCUGGAUAAUGGAGGUGCAGUCGGAUUGUGUAGAGCCUCAUGUGGCUCCACAGUGUGACACUCAGCCUGCAGGGAAGAUCAACAAAGCUGCCUUUAAACUCUUUGGGAAGCGACGCACUGGCUCUGGAAUGGCCAGCUUCUUCUCCUUCAGGAACAAAGGUACAGCAAACGGCGGAAACAACGGGAAUUCUGAAAACGGAAAUUCUUUGAAUGGAAACAGCUCAGCGGCAUCAGCAGAGCUUGUGAGGAGCAAAACACAUGAUGGGCUAUCAGGCUCUAAUAGCGAUGCUAUGGGACAGAGAGGGGAGGGCCUUACUAGCCUGGAGGCAGGACCGGUGAGGUCGCUUAGCAAAUCCUUGAGUUUCUUCUCCUUUCUCCGACGAGGGAGUUUUAGAACAAGUGAAAAUGGUGGGGCAGGGAUUGUGAGAAGAGGGAGGGGCCUGAAGGGCUUUUUUAGCAGCAUGCGAUGGAGGCGUAAAGAGAAAACAAAUGAAGCUGAAGGAGAAGAGGUGGGAAGUAAGAAAGAAAGGGACAUGGAGGCUGCAGAAUCUGAAAACAUGAAGGACAUUACUCUUACCCUUGAGCCUCCUCCUCAUCAUCACCAGGAGGACUGUGAAAAUGCAGAGACAGGAUCUAACCUCCAUGGGUCAGACACUCCCACCACUAGUGUUACCAUGACACCCACACACUGUGUUGCCAUGCCAGGACCAUCUGGUGAGCCAGACUCCCCGAUUCCUUACACACCCACCGACUCACCACUGCGCCAAUCCAUCCAAAAAGCCAAAGCUUCUGUAUCUAGUCUCACCCCUUCUCUUAUUACACCCCCUUUGGAUCGCUGCAGCAUGGGUGACCAACCUUCAGAGCCCUCGGUAGAUCGACUGUGUUCAAUCCUUUUUACAGAUGUCACAUCCUUGAAGAGCUUUGAUUCUCUGACUGGUUGUGGAGACAUUAUUGCUGAUGCAGAGGAGGAAGGGCCAGGGGGUAAUGGUGGAAGUGGUACGAGUAGUAGUAGCAGUGGGGGUGGAGGGGGUAGUCUGGGUGCCAGUGUUGGGAGAACCAUUGGUAUAUCCAGUGCAACAACCCAUGCUUCCCCAACCAAACCUUCAUUACCUCCCCAGAUCACCCAGCCCAUGUACUCUGUUGCUCAAAGUUCCACACCUGUCUGCCUCCCUGCGAGGACCCGAGUGCCUCCUCCUCCGACGCAACACCCUCCUGGUAGUGGUGUGGUGGCUUACAUGGGAGGGGGUGAAGAAAUGGCAAGCCCGGAAGGGGUGGAUGAUGCAGAUAUGCAGGGACUCUGGCACAUGUUGCCUUCUGCAGGAGAGAGCUCCCCUUCUUUACCACAUCAGUACCAGCCUUCCUGCAGUACCCUUACAUCCACCUAUCCUCCUCGCACCACCUCUCCUAGUACACAUCGUCCCUCAACUCAAAGAAGUGCAGAUAGAAAAGCACCGGUGAAGGCGCUGGGUCUCAGUAAGAUUCCAGUCGUUGGCGGAGCAGGAAGCUGGGCAGGUAAACCCCCUCUCCCUCAUGCACAUGGCCGUCAUACUGUAUCACCUGGAGAAAAAGAACUACUCAGCGAUGAAGGAUACUGGGAUACUCCCUCAGCAACACCUACAGCCACACCUGAUGAGAGCGGGGUGCAACGAAACCAGAAGAUUGCCCUUUCAAGGGAUAGCUGUUCUGGGGACCACCUUUACGACCUUUACACCGAUCCUGAAGAGGGAGAAGAUCAGAGGAGAGAUGAUGAUCUAAACAGUACCCCUUCUCCAUCUGCAGAUUUUAAAAUGAGUCCCACCUCCCAAAAAAGUCCAAUUUCAACCUCAUCCUCUUCUUCGUUCCAAUCUUUGAAAGGCAGCACCAGCCUUCCACGAGACUCCAAGAUUCCAGUAAGCACCAGACAAACCUCACCUCCCCACUCUGUAAGCCAGUCAGCUCUGUCCUCUGUACUGGAGGCAGAAACCCCUUUGCCAAAGACCCAAGCACCCCAACCAACUCGCACCAGAAUCCCUGUGUCAAAGGUUCCAGUUCGACGUUCUGGAAACAAGCCUGCCAACACAACUGGAGGAGCCAUAUCCAAGAAGUAGUUAUUUUUGAAAGAAUUUUUUUGUCUAACACUGGGGUUAAAUGUAUGAUAGUACAGGCCUGGUUGUUCAGAACCAAAUGCUUUCCUUGAAAAUCCUGAGCUGUAGAAUUAUCAGCUUAUAAAUUCCAUUCAGAUCUCAAGGGAUUUCCUAUGUUUCUUUUGGCUCUCUGGAAAAAAAAAAAAAUCAGUAGCCUUGUUCAUUUCAGACAAAAGGAGACUCCAAAGAAGCUGGAUUAACAUUUUACCAAUCUUUGCACUUUGGAGGCUACCUGUUGACAAUCCUUGAACAGAGAUAAUACAUUCUUCGACUACAAGUUUGUGAAAAAACUACGGACCUGUUAAAUUUCAUUUACUACUAUGGAAAAAGCAACAGAGCACCUUUUUAUCUUUGACAUCUUUUGUAUGAAACUCCUUGUGACAUUACUGUUUUCUUAUAAGGACCUACUCCAAUCAAAGUUUACUGUCGUUUUACAUAUUUUCCUUGCUUGAUUUGUAAUGAAUUACCUCCUAAUCUUGUGAUUUUAUAGCCAAAGCUAAAAAAAAAAAAAACAUUCAUAACAAACAACUCAUAAAUUUGAGCUUUUUCUUCCUCUAAAUUCCUGGAACAGUAUAUUUUUUAUCGUCAUUCACUUUCGAAAAUGGUAUUCUUUUGACCAUUCCCUAAGUUCAAUGCUGUUUUUUAGAUGCAUAAAUACAAGUAGAGCUAAUGCAGCUGUGUGACUUUAUGGCUAAAAAAGAAAACACAUUUUACUGUUUUUUUUUUUGAGAAAUGUAACCCGUUUGUGGACUUAUUAAUUUUGACAUUUGGUUGUUGGUGAUUCCCACCUCUACCACAUACUUUAUUGACUUUUUUUUUUACUUCUCUGGGAUUUACUCUAAUUUAACUAAACCUGCAAAAUCUUGCAAUAUAACACGUGGAGAGAUCCUUUGCACUGAUGCAUCCUCACUGUAUACAAACAGAAGAGUCAGAUUAAAGAAAAGCAUGCUCACACAUGUCAUUACUCUCAGCAUGCAGUGCACACAAGGCACAAAAGUCAGGGAAGAUCAUUUGAGAGGUGAAGAGUUUCACUUUAUGCACAUUGUACGACAUCUGUUGCUCUCUUUGUAGCUUACACUGGUUAAGUCUGUCCUCUAAGGACAUGUAACAAAAGCAAGUUUUCUAAGUGCGUUUUUCUUAUGUUUUCAGACUUCCGAAAAAAAUAAAAAUAAAAAAUCAAUAAUAGUAAAAAUAAAACAAACAAAGAAAAAAAACAGCUCAGAUCUCAAACUGUGAUUGUAUCAACUUGUUGGGGGAACUUCCUUCUUUUUCUGGAUUGUUUGGCAAGUUUUGAUGUGAAUGGUUGACAAGGACGUACUUUUUUGUACUGUUAUAAGUCGGACAUUCUUAAAAAGGU